Molecule: messenger RNA, 637 nt
Organism: Jatropha curcas
Lineage: Eukaryota; Viridiplantae; Streptophyta; Magnoliopsida; Malpighiales; Euphorbiaceae
Product: transcription factor bHLH131-like protein
Biological process (GO): regulation of DNA-templated transcription
Molecular function (GO): DNA-binding transcription factor activity; protein dimerization activity
Source: RefSeq, a predicted model, not a curated record
AUGAAUUUGCAUUCAUCUGAAAGCUUCAUGGAUGCAUUGAAUUAUAGAAGUUCACUUUCCAUGUCAAAGGGAGAGGCCAAAGUAGUUUCUGCCCUGAAACAUAAGGAAGCUGAGAGGAAAAGGCGAGUUCGAAUCAAUAAUCAGUACGCUAAGCUGCGCAGCUUCCUUCCAAACUUAAUAAAAAGGAACAAAGCAUCAGUUCUUGCAGAGACGAUCCAGCGGGUGAAAGAGUUGGAGAAUACAGUAUCAGAAUUGAAAGAAAUAUAUGGUUUUGGUCUAUUUCCUGGUGGAAAAGAAACGCUGAGUGUAGAGUACAGCAAGAGGCAAGGACAAAGGCUUGUAAAGGUCAUGUUCAGCUGUGACGAUAAAGAGAAGCUAAUGUCAGAUAUUGAAAGGGCUGUGAUGUCAGGCAAAGGGAAGGUAGUGAGGGUAGAAAUAGUGGCAGUGUGUGGUUGGACCAAGAGUGUUUUGUGGGUUCAAGGGAUAAAUGGGAAUAGACAGUUAGAUGUUCUGAGAACGGCUUUGGACGCCAUUAUAGACCCUAUAAUGCCUAAUAGUAAGCCUGCAACAUGCAGAGAUUGAUCAUUUGCUAUCUUUAAGUGUUGUUUUAGUGAGGAAAUUGAGGAUUUAUACCAUA